Messenger RNA from Vigna unguiculata (cowpea), 1418 nucleotides. Its product is annotated as 5'-adenylylsulfate reductase-like 5. NCBI's taxonomy places the organism in Eukaryota, Viridiplantae, Streptophyta, Magnoliopsida, Fabales, Fabaceae. The record is from RefSeq and is a predicted model, not a curated record.
AGUGAAGAAUGAUAGCCAUAAAUAAAUAUACACAUAAUUUCAAUUAUUAGCUCAAAGCCUUUCCUUCUUUGUACCAAACGCUCAAAAUAUCACCACCCACUCCACCACCGUCACCGUCGCACCCUCACCGCCUUCUCACCCUAUCAACGCCCUCACACAUAACAGAACAAAACAAAAUUCCCUCACAAACACGAGACCCUAAAACCUUUCUUUUCUCUUCCUUCUUUUUUCUUCUUCGUUCUUUCUUUCUUUCUAUCUUUCUUUCUUUCUUUUUUUUCCCGUUUUGCCCUUUCGGUUCUAUUCUAUCUAGUCUCUCGUUUUUCUAUGGCUUCUUCGCUUCUUCUUCUUCUCCUUCUCCUUUGCGUUUCUGUGAUUCAAUUCGCGUCUGCGUUUUCUUUUUCUUCUUCUUCUUUGUGCCUUCCUCAGCCACCUUCGUUUCUCUAUAAUCUCCAAUCGCAGUGUCCAAUCUCGAUCCCGUCGAAUCCGCCUCUCCAGGUGGAUGGAAAUUUUUUAGACGGAGUUCUGUCUGCCAGAAAGAGUGUAGAGUAUAUUUCUAUACUCUUCUAUGCCUCCUGGUGCCCAUUUUCUCAAAAAAUGCUUCCGCAAUUUGAAACUCUCAGUUCGAUGUUUCCUCAAAUAGAACAUUUGAUUAUCGAGCAAUCAUCAGCUUUGCCAAGCUUGUUUUCACGAUAUGGAAUCCAUAACUUGCCUGCAAUAUUACUAGUGAACCAGACAUCAGUAUUGAGAUAUCAUGGACCAAACAAUCUCCUUCCCGUUUCAGAAUUUUACGAAAGAAACACGGGGAUAGCGGCAAUUAUUAAUGUUGUUGAUCAACCUAGCAGCAUGACGAUGACGAGUGAUGAGAAUUCGGCUAUGAACCUGUUUGGUCUGUCUCUGAACGAAACAUGGAGCAGGGAUCCCUACUUGGUAUUCUCUGUAUUGUUUCUUUGUUUGAGGCUACUUCUCUUUGUGUUCCCCAAGAUCGUCUCACGUCUCCGAGCAUUCUGGGUUUCCUGCAUUCCUCAUCUGAACCUGCAAAUAUUUGGUGAGACGAGCCAAGUGAUGGGACGUGUGCUUCAGGUGAUAGAUGUCAGGAGGAUUUGGAACAGGUUAAGACUGUGCAAGAUUAGGAUUUUUCAAGAAAGGGCAAGGAGUGCCCGAGCUUGGGCUUCAUCUUUGGCUUCUGUUUCUCUUGGUGAGUCAUCAUCAGCUAGGUCAUCCACACAAGGCUUGCAGUGAAGCUUGGCAGCUCAUAGUCUUCUUCUCUCGCUAAUUUUGUUGUAGUACUAAUAGCCAAAUGUUGAUUUAUGUUUUAAGCUGGGUUUUGAGAGGAAGCGAACAGGCAUGUAAAUUUGAGAAGUGUUUCCUUUCGUGUAAAUUAGUUGUUUCUGAAUGAAAUCAUACACGUUACUGUAGAA